This is a messenger RNA of Enterospora canceri, 1794 nucleotides long. NCBI's taxonomy places the organism in Eukaryota, Fungi, Microsporidia, Enterocytozoonidae. The record is from the annotation of a GenBank genome assembly.
AUGCUCAAAGAAUACGUUACUAAAGCAUUGUAUUCAAUAAUAAAGAGAACAAAUGAUAGAAGUCAGGCAUCGUUGUGGGCGCUUAUGAAAGAAAUACGAAAUAGGGAAACAAUAUCCAGUCUGAAUGAGCUCCAAACCAUUAAAUUUAUGGGACCCAAAACAUUCAUGAAAAUAAAAGCAGAAUUAGAGAAGCAAACUGAGAUAAGUGGAUUGCUAACAGAACCAGGAACUCAACAGAGCAAGGUUAUUUUAGAAGUUGAAGAAAUUAAGCAGGAUAUGGAAAAAAUGAGCAGUAACCUGAGUGAAAUGGAGCUGAAAUACCUGAGUAGUAAGAAUGAUACAAGUGGAUACACCGGUGAGAUAAGUAGUAUUGUAAAGAGAUAUCGGAAUAGUAUUCAGGCAAAUAAGGAAUAUAUGGAAUUGCUUGAAGAAAAUGAAACCACUAAAAAUAACAUCACAGAAUUAAAACAAGAAAAGUUGUCUUCUACAGAAUCAGCUGAUGAUUUGACUGCUUUCAAUGAUAUUGAUCUAUCAAAUAUAGAUUUAGAUGCAGUGAUCAACGAUAAAAGAGAAAUCAAGGAACCUAAUCAGAAAAUAGUGGUAGAAAAACAAUCAAUAUUGAUGAAUAGAACCAGUGAUGAUACAAGUGAUAUAAUAAUCAUCAGUACAACAGAAGAUGCUGGAGAAGUAGUUGAUUUGAGCAAAACAGUCAAAAUAGCUGAAGAGCCAAAUAAAAUCAAUAUUAAAUCAACGGCAACCAUUAUCACCAAUAGUUGUGAUAAAAAGAAGGAAACUAUAAGAAAAUACAAGCCAAGAUACAAAUCGUAUUCAUAUGCAAUAAUCAAGGCACUUUAUUUGAGUCGCAAUGGAUUACACAAAAAUGUGCUAUUCUUACACGCUAAGGAGCAUAUGCCAUCAGAUCGGACCAAAAACACCAAUUCAUACAACAUAACUGAAUUAAAGAAAAAAGGAAUAAUUUAUGAAGAGAAUAAGAAGUAUUACCUGACUGAAUCAGGGUGUACUUUAGCAGAAAGUAUGCAAUUUAAUAAGGAUGAAGCAAUAACAAACAAUACCAGUAGAAUUGAUCAAAUUAGGUUGACUAUAGAUAGGAGAGAAAGAAGAAGUCAAAGGGAGUUUGUCUAUUUUCAGAAGGAGUUGCACGACCUAGGCGUUGAAACACGCACUCUUGAACUGGGUGAUUUCAUUUGGAUGCGUGGCCUAACUGUUUUGCCAUACAUAAUUGAACGCAAACAGACCAGUGACUUUCUACAAAGUGUCUUUACAGGCAGAUUCAAGGAACAGUGCCACAGAUUACGAAAUCUCGACAAUUUCAAGGUGUUUUAUAUCAUAGAAGAAGAUAAGAAGGUGGAAGGAAGGAGUUUGAACCAAGAGAUCACCAAUUUGACAAUUAACAACAACUUUACAGUCGUACGAACCAGGAAUAUCAGUGAAACAGUAUCAUUUAUCAGGCAAUUUGAUCAAUAUAUCAAAGAUGAAUUUGAAUCAAUUGAUGAAUGUGGUAUUGGAUUUGGCUCAUUUACAGAGAAAACAAGCAAAAAUGCUCCAAUGAAUCCAUCAGAAGUGCUCUAUAACACCCUAAUCAGAAUCAAGGGUGUUACACCGGUUAAAGCAGAAGCCAUUUCCCUCAAAUACGAAACUACUGAAAAUCUACUGAAAAAUAUCACUACCCAAAACACCACAAAUUUAAGUCAGGUCACAUUCAAAAACAAGGAGAAUGAAACAGUAGUCAUUGGCAUCAAAUUAGCCCAGAAAAUAGUGAAUCUGAUUUUGUAG